GUAGCAAAGUUUCUUCAGUUUGCUAGAAGUCUUCUCAUUCACGAUGUGCUUUGAAUGAAAUGAACGGAAAGAAAAGUGAACACUGGAAUGUCAAAAAAUUCAGCGUACAUAGGUGACAAUCGGAAAUAACGAAUGCAUAGCUUUCAAUCACACAGCGCGUCUGAGGGAUGAGUUUCAUUUUUCACUUGCAAAGCCAAACUUGAGAAUGCUAAAUUCAUAAUGAGGGAUGUUCUGUUUAUUUAUCGCGUUCUUUUGCCGCCUCUGAUUCUUCUGAUCGCUGGAUUGCCUUGCCCGUCAGAAGAACUACUGGGCAUCGAUCCAGCAGUUAAUGCUGACAGACAUUCAAUGAACAGCGAAUUUAAACCUCGUUCCAAUGAAUCUGGCGCCAAAAUAAUAACGCUUACUGAAUUAAAGUUGGCAAGCAUUGACACUAAAGAUAGUAGCUCUAGUAACUUAUUAAAAAUGGCAGUUAAAAGUCCUAAAAGUCAACAAGAAAAUGUGAAGAAUGCUGGACAAGGAUGGCGCCAACAAACAAGCAGAAGACGUGAAAGUUUUUCUAUAAAUUCAGUUCCUAGAAAAACUGUUUAUCCUCGAAAGGAAACUGACACGUUUAAUUUGAGUGACAACAACGAUAAAGGGUUGCAAGAAAUAGUUCAGGAGUCAGCCUCGUUUACCAGCCAAUACAGGGAGCUGUUAAAGUCAUAUGAAAUGCACAGGAGUCGAAGAUCUACCAGUGACAAGUUGUCCCAAAAGAUCAAACUAGGACCGCCCAAGUCAGUGGCUCCAGAAUACAUGAUACAACUAUAUCAUCUUCUGCAAGGUACUCAUUAUCACCUGCUCAUGAACACGGUGGUUACAAGUUUCAUCAACAUUAAUCACGCAGAUCCUGUACCAUCGAGUGAUAACACAGAAGCACCUUCUACCCUCGUCUUUAAUGUUACUCUGGAUAAAGAAGAGGAGAUAAUUCAGUAUGCAGAAGUCAGAGUAUUUCUAGUAGUCACAUGUAGUUUCCCCGACCAGGAAGUGUGUAAAUCCUCCGGUCAAAUAAAAGUUUAUGAACUUGAUCCAUGGAAUGAAACAGCGCCUUCUGCUUUAGUAACUUCUAAGAACUUCAGCAUCGCAAACGGAACAUGGGAGAGCAUUAACGUGACUUCAUCUGUCCAAUCCUGGAUGACCUCAGGGUUGAAAAUAUUUGAAGUACAUUUAAGUUUAAGCGAAGCAAAUAAGAACAAAGACAAAGUAAGACUCGCUAUUGGCAGCAUUGAUGGCAAAGAACCUCUUUUGGUGGUGUUUGCCAAAAAAACAGGUUCCAUCUCGCAUCACGUCCUAGCCAAGAGAGACACAUACUAUUCCACGGACUCUAUCGAGUUAAGUCUGUUCCAUCGAAACUCGACCAAUGAAACAAACUACAGCCGGCAAUAUUUUCAGGGAUUCGUGAAUGCCGUCAAAACCAUGCAGCUUGCCGAGCACCAAAUCUCCUCCGCCAAAGCUAAGCAGCCAAGUCUGCUAGACAACUAUGAAUAUGUGGACAGCGAAAACAUCCCUAAUGUUACAUUCCAAAGUAAAAUAAUCAGAAACAACGCGCAACAUAAGCGUCCACUUGACUCUUCGAGUAUUUCUUCAUUCAGGAAAAUAUACGAUACGGUAUUAUCUGCGAAAAAUGAGGAGUCGGAAUCGGAGAAUAGUUCCGAAGAAUCGGAAGACGACGUUUCGCCGAAUCCAGUUUUCCUGGCCCGAGCCAGACGACAUGCCAAAGCGAGGUUCAGGAGACAUUUAGAUGUGUUGUUUGAGGACGGACACGUGGCCAAGGCGCAUAAUCGAUUCAAAAGGAGUAAAAAGAAACGGAGCAGUUGUCGACGUCAGCAACUGUACAUAGUGUUUAAAGAAAUCAAGUGGAACUUGACUGUCAUUGCACCGGAUGGAUAUCAUGCAUUUGAAUGUAUUGGAAAGUGUUACUACCCGAUCGGUACCCACCUGAGUCCUACCAGGCAUGCCAUCAUCCAGACGCUGCUACACACCAGCUACCCGGAGAAAGGAAGCCGGGCCUGCUGCGUCCCUACAAAACUGGACCCCAUCUCCAUCUUAUUCGAUAUUGAUGGCGUUGUUAAGUUUGACUACAGCUAUGAGGGCAUGAUAGCAGCAGAGUGUGGGUGCCGCUGAUAUUAGCGUGAAGGGCCAUCUAGGUUUCUGUGUGUGGAGAGAGAGUGUGUGUGACAGCGAGAGAGCGAGGGGCAUCCUACAUAUGUGUUUAGUCCAUGCAGUCACCCUGUCCUUUACGACACAGUUGGCAACACCAAGUGACUUCCUAGAUUUGUUAAAGUGAGAUCGGCAUGAAGACCAUGAGACAUUUCUCAAUAACCUAAAGAGCAGACAGGGGUCCAUGGAUCAAAGUUAUGAACUGACCAGGAGUCCAUGAAUCAAAGUUAUGAACUGACCAGGGGUCCAUGAAUCAAAGUUAUGAACUCACCAGGGGUCCAUGAAUCAAAGUUAUGAACUGACCUGGGGUCCAUGAAUCAAAGUUAUGAACUGAACAGGAUUUGAACUGACGAGACUAAGGUUCAUUCUAUAAUGAUAGCCUAGGAGGCUCCCCGGACUUUGUAUCACCAAAUAAUGACAAAUUAGACAACCCUGGGCUACAUAAAUAUGAAAUACGAUGUAUGCACAUUGACUGUAUAUUUAGCCCAACUGGCAAACUCUAGCAAGAAUGUAGUGUGACUUGCACGAGAGAAGCUAUGCACUUUGGCAAUAACUACUUGCAACCAGUACAAUGUCAUUUUGUUUUUCCAACAAUGAGUGGAGUCUACUUUGUCUAAAAUUUGUAGUGGUCAAGGUUUAGUUUAGCCACAAAAACUUCAGUAAAUAUUUGUUAUUGAUAGUUUAUAUCAAUAAAGUUACAUCUAUAAAGUUACAAUGGUUUACUGUUAAAUGCAUGGAAGCAAGUUUUAUUUAAUUUAAACAAAUGUGUAUCAAGGGCGGUAUUUUUAAUAGUAUCGGUCAUGAAAAGUUACACGUCAUCCAACCCACCAAGAUAUUCAUUCUUUUCCAGUAAACAAACACACAAAGAAUACUUUUUUACCCUCGGACAUAUGGCGCCAUUUCAGACAAGUAAACCCAACAAAUGGAUUUUUUUAUUUUUUUUUACUUACCAGGGGUACCAGUAAUUUGUUUCAUUAUAUCAAUUCUUUUUCUUUUUAACCGCAAAGUGAAAGUAUUAAAUUUUUCAAACUACCUUAUCUAGUGAUAGUCAUGAUAUUGUAGUUUCUUACGUGCUUUUGUUUCCUUAACAAUGGAUACUUGCAAGUACUGGGUACCAGUAUUAAUAUCCCAAUGAUAAUCUUGUACGUGUAGAGUUGCGUAGUUCAUAUAUAAAGACAACAUAUUUGUGCCUAUUGAAUUUUUAAAAUGAACAGCUGGCCUAUAUAAUUGCACUGUAGUUGUGUCUGCAGGCGUUAGCCUCGCAAAUAACGUACUUGGCCGUCUUAAGAUUUCUAUCGUGACGAAAUAUAUCCAUGGAUGCAUGCGUUUUAAUCAGAAUACAUGUAUCCAAGUGUAAACUUACCUCCCUUGAGUAGAUAACUGCUAUUCAGCUAAUGGUACGCAACAUAAACCUACUAAUUCUAUAUGUACUCACUCCACAAUAGAGGCAGAAUCAAGUUCGAUGGUUACCGUACUUUAAGGCACCUUCACUUAAAUGAGGAUUCAAAAGCGAGUACAGCUAACCGGUCUUGACAGAUUAUCUUGUCUUUAAUGAUCAGUUAACCAUUUCAGCCAUCUGCAUUUUUUUUUAAAUUCUACACCAUAUACCGUAAGUAGAUUAGGCAAUUUAUGCCAUUUGUUAGGUUCUUAGAAUUAUUAUUUUAGGUCACUAGGAAUGUUGUGCACUUCGUUCGUCUAAAAAUAUUUUCUAUUUAAUUGGUAGAAUGGACAUUUUAUUUGGACUAUAACCUAACGAUGAAAAGGUAUAUUUCACUGUUCUAUGGAUUUUAAAUGCUAUUACAAAUGUAUUACAACUAUGUAAUAGAAUUGCUGUAUAGGAUCAUAAAUAUUUUGUAUACCGGUCCGAUUUUGGAGGUGAAUAAAGCUGUACCAAAAUUAA
Molecule: messenger RNA, 4096 nt
Organism: Biomphalaria glabrata
Lineage: Eukaryota; Metazoa; Mollusca; Gastropoda; Planorbidae
Exons: 3
Coding region: 220-2160 (646 amino acids)
Biological process (GO): SMAD protein signal transduction; BMP signaling pathway
Cellular component (GO): extracellular region
Molecular function (GO): growth factor activity; cytokine activity
Source: RefSeq, a predicted model, not a curated record